GUAAUGAAUGUGAGGCAGAGAGCAUAAGCAUCAUAUUGCUUGACAGCUGCAGAUCAAAUGAGACGAAAAUAACAAUUUUACACCUAGACACACACACACACACACACGCCUAGCUUACCCGUUUUAUUACUUGCAUUUGCCAAGUUGCUCUCAGUCUCUUUUUACGACUCUCAUGAAGCAGCUUGGUGUUGUGCUCUCCUGCAAACUAAUUUGUAUUGGAAUCGGAAGUAGUUUUUAAACGUUUUCGUACCCAAGAAAAUAAGAAACCGGUUGGUCUCCAAUUUAGUGUUUGAUGGCAGCUUUAUGGCCUAUGGUGGCUGCAUUGUGGGGCCAGAGCAAAGCAUGGCCAAAACAAAACUGUUUUAACUGCCAUAGAGAUUGAAUGAAAAGUCACUGAGUUUGACGCAAAGCAAAGCAACGGAAAAAACCAAACAAAUUUCAGAUCACGUUCAGGAAAGGCCUCUAACGUGAAUAUGGGCCUGAAUUACAAUUUCAAGAAAAUGCAUUUGCUUCUUGCAUUGGCAGUGAUAUUGGUGGCACUGUUGGCUAUUAACCCCAACACCUUGGCCUUGACCACAACGUGUGAUCGCAUAACCCAACAUGGCUAUCCUUGCGAAAAUCAUGUGGUGACUACCAGUGAUGGCUAUCUCUUGACCAUGUUUCGCAUACCCAACUCUCAUCGCAUGGAGAGCCGCAAAGUGGAUAGCAGGCCUGCUGUGUUGCUAAUGCAUGGCACCCAAAGCUCUUCCGAUAUGUGGGUGCUUAAUGGGCCCAACGACGGUCUACCCUUUAUGUUGGCCGAUGGCGGCUUCGAUGUGUGGCUGGGUAAUGUUCGUGGAAAUAUUUACUCGCGCAAUCACACCACCCUUUCACCAUCCUCAAGUGAAUUUAGAGAUUAUUCCUGGGACGAGAUUGGUCAGAGAGAUAUGCCUGCCAAAAUUGACUAUAUACUAAAACAUACAGGUGACAAAUCCUUACACUAUAUAGGAUUUUCUCAGGGAACGAGAAUAUUUAUGAUUUUGCUAUCCAGUAAACCUGAAUACAGUGCAAAAAUAAGAUCCUCCCACAUGUUGGGCCCAGGAGUAUUUCUGUGUCAUGUGCGUUCCCUAUUACCUACAUUGCUGGCUCCCUUCCUGGGGAGACCCAGUGCCUUGGCCACUUUGUACGGUUCAAUUUCGACCAAUGCAUUUGGUGAGCUAAUAAAUACUGUGGGUCCAGGUCUAUGCCGCCAGAGCUCAUUUGUACCCUUAUGCAUUAAUGCCUUACAAUCGACUGCUGGCCGGGGAUCUCCCUAUAUAAACAAAACCGUAUUACCCGAGUUCUUUGCCACCAAUCCAGCGGGUUCAUCACCACGUUUAUCAUUGCAUUUCUUCCAACUCACAGCCUCCUGUAAAUUCCAGGCCUUUGAUUUCGGUCCCGAAGAGAAUAUGCGACGCUAUGGCCAAUCGUUUCCUCCACCCUAUGAGCUGGAAAAUAUCAAACUUCAGACUCCCGCCGAGUUGUAUUUCAGUGAGAAUGAUUAUUUGGCCACUGUAAAAGAUGUCCAACACUUGUCGCAAAUCAUGGGCGAUCAGGUGAUACCGCAUCGCGUCAAUUUAACCAAAUACAAUCAUUUUGAUUUUAUCCUAGCGGAAAAUGUUAAGACCGUUGUCAACGAUUGUGUCCUAGAUAAAAUGCAAAAAUACGAAGGAAGGCCGUUCAAUGGUAGUUUGUGUAAUUAUUUUAUAGAUAAACCGUUUGACGAAAAAUAAAAACAAAAAAUCUAUCAUAUAAAA
Molecule: messenger RNA, 1775 nt
Organism: Stomoxys calcitrans (stable fly)
Lineage: Eukaryota; Metazoa; Arthropoda; Insecta; Diptera; Muscidae
Product: lipase 3
Exons: 3
Coding region: 474-1751 (425 amino acids)
Biological process (GO): lipid metabolic process
Molecular function (GO): hydrolase activity, acting on ester bonds
Source: RefSeq, a predicted model, not a curated record